AUGGCAGGGCCACAGGAUUACGACAUUGAGGAUGACUCGGAAAACGUGUCGAGGCGCCGUUCCUAUACGACGAGCGACGAUGAAUAUGGCGGCUCGAACAGAUCUGUUCCAUCAAUCAAGUCAAACGACGACACACAAAGAGACUUCGAGGAUCUGGACUUCCGCUUGCAGGAGGAAGACGAUGAUAAAGUUGAGGACGAUAUCCCUAGGACAUGGGAACAAAUGCAUAUGCAACACAAGAGUAAACCGCCGGUUAUGGACCACGGUCUCCUCCUCCUCUCGUAUUUGGCGACAUCUGGCAGUCCAAGGCAGAUUACAAAUUCGCCGCCAGGUUGCUCUCACAGAUCGGCGGCGCCGUUUGUCGAGCUGAAAACGCAACUUAGGAGUCGUGCGAGUCUUGCUGCAAACUUGCCCGCGCAAUUAGGAGGCGCUCCGGGUCACAGGACACAUACGUUGCAAGAAGGUCCGAGUUCGAGGCAAAUUCUCGCUCCUCACCAGGAGACCGUCAAGCUCCAGGGAAUCGACGCCGAGUUGCUGUUGAACGGUCGAAGGAUUCUCAAAAUAUUUCCAGAUCCGGAGAAUCCCGACCACUCCGACUCGGCACUUGUUCAAGCUGGAUUCCAGGUGCUGCCCAAAUCGAGGAGAGGCCAUACCCAGAUGCAGCCGCUUCGCAAGUGGCUUCUGGACAGCGACAAAAGGCAGGCUAAGUCCAGAUCCGCCGUGACCGUUAGCCGCGAGAUUGGCGUGCGGUAUCUCUGGAUCGACUCGCUUUGCAUAAUCCAGCCUCAUCAUGGCUGUUCCGAUGGCUCGGGGUGCGCCGGAAGUGAAGACUGGCGGACCGAGUCACCAAAGAUGGGGCAAUAUUACGGAGAAGCAUACUGCACCAUUGCUGCUACCUCAGCCAAAGGCUCGUCCGAGGGCUUCCUCGACACGCGGUCGCCAACACUGUGCAUCGAGCUGCCCCGCUCCUCUCCUGGUGAACGACGUUUGUGCGUGAGCGAUACGGACGACUUCAGCCGAGAUAUAAACCAAGCAGAGCUCAACCUACGCGGGGGGGUGCUACAAGAGCGGGCGAUUUCGGCAAUCACCAAGAGACUCUCCGAGACCUUCACGGCCGGAGACGUCUACGGCGUCUUUCCACAGUAUCCCGACAGGACUUUCUUGUGGAGACGGGCCGGCGAGGGUUUGGAGCGGAUCACGACCCCUUCCGGCCAGGAGCCAGUUCCGUCGUGGUCUUGGAUGGGCUCGGGUUCGGAAGAUGGUCAGAUUUAUCCAAAAUAUGAGAGGCUCGGGAUACAGGUGUUAUUCAAUCCACUUCGCAUGAGGUGA
Parathielavia appendiculata is the source of this 1329-nucleotide messenger RNA. RefSeq lists its product as uncharacterized. Bases 1 to 1329 code for a protein of 442 amino acids. The record is from RefSeq and is a predicted model, not a curated record. The transcript is spliced from 7 exons. Lineage: Eukaryota; Fungi; Ascomycota; Sordariomycetes; Sordariales; Chaetomiaceae.